Bubalus bubalis (water buffalo) is the source of this 1101-nucleotide messenger RNA. Its product is annotated as 40S ribosomal protein S4, X isoform. Gene Ontology annotation, cellular component: cytosolic small ribosomal subunit; ribosome. Bases 211 to 1002 code for a protein of 263 amino acids. The transcript is spliced from 2 exons. Gene Ontology annotation, biological process: translation. The record is from RefSeq and is a predicted model, not a curated record. Lineage: Eukaryota; Metazoa; Chordata; Mammalia; Artiodactyla; Bovidae. Gene Ontology annotation, molecular function: structural constituent of ribosome; RNA binding.
CGGGGAAGCGGCGGAGGCGGUUGCGCGCGCCGUUACGGGAGCCGUCUCUUCCCUCGCCUGCUGGGGGCUGCCCUUUGAAAGCAGCGUGGAGUUUAUAUCGCCCAACUCGCCGGCUCCUACCGAGCGCCAUACCCCGCACGUCUAUUUUCUCCUUUAAUCGUCACGGCCAGCCUUUGAGGGACCUUCUAAUCCCCACCGCACAGUGCAGCUAUGGCUCGGGGUCCAAAGAAGCACCUGAAGCGUGUAGCAGCUCCAAAGCACUGGAUGCUGGAUAAGCUGACCGGCGUGUUUGCCCCUCGUCCAUCUACCGGUCCCCACAAGCUGAGGGAAUGUCUCCCUCUAAUCAUUUUCCUAAGAAACAGACUUAAGUAUGCCCUAACAGGAGAUGAAGUGAAGAAGAUUUGCAUGCAGCGUUUCAUUAAGAUCGAUGGCAAAGUCCGCACCGAUGUAACCUACCCUGCUGGUUUUAUGGAUGUCAUCAGCAUUGAUAAGAUUGGAGAGAAUUUUCGUUUGAUCUAUGACACCAAGGGUCGCUUUGCUGUUCAUCGUAUUACACCUGAGGAGGCCAAGUAUAAGUUGUGCAAAGUGAGAAAGAUCUUCGUGGGAACAAAAGGAAUCCCUCAUCUGGUAACCCAUGAUGCUCGCACCAUCCGUUACCCUGAUCCCCUCAUCAAGGUGAAUGACACCAUUCAGAUUGAUCUGGAGACCGGCAAGAUUACUGAUUUCAUCAAGUUCGACACUGGUAACCUGUGCAUGGUGACUGGUGGUGCUAACCUGGGAAGAAUUGGCGUGAUUACCAACCGGGAGAGACAUCCAGGUUCUUUUGAUGUCGUUCAUGUGAAAGAUGCCAAUGGCAACAGCUUUGCCACCCGGCUUUCCAACAUUUUCGUUAUUGGCAAAGGCAACAAGCCAUGGAUCUCUCUUCCCCGUGGAAAGGGUAUUCGCCUUACCAUUGCUGAGGAGAGAGACAAGAGGCUGGCAGCCAAACAGAGCAGUGGAUAAAAUGAUCUUUAUGUAACAUGAUUGGAAAAGUCUUUGUACUUAGUUAAAGAUAAUAGCACAUAAAAAAAUAAAGUUGUUUCCAGUCUGCUGCCAACAAUA